Drosophila novamexicana is the source of this 589-nucleotide messenger RNA. RefSeq lists its product as uncharacterized. NCBI's taxonomy places the organism in Eukaryota, Metazoa, Arthropoda, Insecta, Diptera, Drosophilidae. The coding region runs from base 2 to 589 and encodes 195 amino acids. The transcript has 2 exons. The record is from RefSeq and is a predicted model, not a curated record.
AAUGCUGCUAAAGGUAAUACUUCUUAUCGCCGCCAUUGCUGGCAUCCAUGCCGAGUCACCUGCGAGAGCUCCAUAUGCUCCGGCAGGCUGGCGUCCACGUGUGCCAUUUGAUUUGCCCAGCCAGAAUCUGCCGCCAGUGGGCUCCAGCUUUGAGAUCAGCAGAGAACGCGUUGAGCACGCUGCCACCUUUAAUGCACCCCAGGCAAAUUCCAAUUACUUGCCCCCAAAUGCCGAGGUACCCAACCAAGGAGAUAUAUUGGAGAGGGAGAGGGAGCGACAGGCGACUCAGCUACCAAGUCCGGCAGCCCAAUACGGAGCCCCAGUUGAUGGCAGCUUUAGAAUAGACUAUCCUGAUGAGGAAAACCCAGCGCCGUCCACUGAUUUGCAGUCAAGAAUCGAGGAGGGCCGUUAUUAUAUAGUUUCCGCCGAUAACAAACUGCAACGUGUUCUAUAUCGGACUGUGAAGAAUGCAGAGGAUGCUGCUGGCGAUGGCUUCACGGCACAGCUGAGAUACUCCUCGGUGGGUGAGUUGCAGGAUCCGAUUUAUAAAUAUAAUAGUCAGGGACAAUUGGAGCGCGUGCUCAAGUAA